Molecule: messenger RNA, 1316 nt
Organism: Haliotis rufescens (red abalone)
Lineage: Eukaryota; Metazoa; Mollusca; Gastropoda; Lepetellida; Haliotidae
Product: glutamic acid-rich protein-like
Exons: 12
Coding region: 25-861 (278 amino acids)
Cellular component (GO): nucleus
Source: RefSeq, a predicted model, not a curated record
CUUCCCUUGGUGUGAAUCUGCAUCAUGGCGGCCUCAGUGAAAACAGGAGAAUUAAAGAAAGCCAUUAAAAACAUUUUGAAAGAUGCCGACCUCGACUCUUUGUCGGCGAAGAAAGUUCGGCGAAAAUUGGAAGAUACAUUCGGAAUCGACCUUACAGCGAGGAAACAAGAGAUCGAUGCCCUUACCAUGAAGAUGAUUACGGAAGGACAAGAGGAGGAAGAGAAGGAGGAGCAAGAAGAAGAACCUAAGUCAAAAUCAAGGAAAACAACCAACAUAAAAUCAAAAGGCAAUGAUCACAUGACACAAAAUGGCCGGGCGAAAAAAGACACAAGUGAUGCAGAAGACAUGGGAGACGACUCCGAUUCAUCGUUUGAUGCACCCGAUCCUGUUCCAGUCAUAAAGAAGAGGAAAGUUGAAAAGAAACCACAGCCUAAGAAGACAUCAGACAGUGCAUUAUCAGACGAUGAUGAUGAUGAGGUAGAUGAUGAGGUGCUGGCCAAGCAGCUGCAGCAAGAGGAAGAGAUGAAUCUCAGGACCCGGCGGCGGCCACAGAAGAAACCUGUAGCCCCCAGGAAACCCAAAGAAAAGAAAGAAAGGAAAGGAACAUCCAUGUACAGCAAGCCGUGUCAGCUGUCACCGGAGCUGGCUGCUGUCAUUGGUCAGGACCAGUUGUCUCGGCAUGAAAUAGUGAAGCGGAUGUGGGAGGUGAUGAGGGAGCGAGAACUGCAGGAUCCCAAGAAUAAACAAUUUAUGGUUUGUGACGAAGAACUACAAAAGAUAUUUGGCAGGAAGCGGGUUCGGAUGUUCGGGAUGAUGAAGUGGUUGACCAAACACAUCAGAAGCAUGGAUGACCUUGAGUGAAGCAGCAGUGAAUCUACAUGAAGAUUGUGUAACUAGUUGCUUUUUAAGUGAAUGAGUGCGAUGGACAAGACACCUGUUGAAGACGCUGUGAGUGACCUGCACAAGUUGGUCGUUCAGUACCAUUUCAGUUGUGUAACCAUGGUUACAGUGCACUUCAAUUGUGUUGCCAUGGUCACUACAUAUUCAGUUGUGUUGCCAUGGUUACAGUGCACUUGUUGAACUGUGUGAACAUUGGACUUGUUGUGAAAUGCUAUCACAACUAAUUACAUCAUAUGCUAAUUUUUAUCAUGUGCCAUGUGAAGGUCUAUUUUUCUGACGUUAGAUGAAGAGUGGUAUUUUCUUAUUGAACCAUGUUGGUGGUUAAACACGUCUGAUAACAUCAUGGAAAUGGUUGUAUCAAAGAUUUCUUCUCAGUCUCAUGUAAUUUUGAAAGAAAUUAGUCCGUUGAGGUUUUA